Messenger RNA from Saccostrea cuccullata (small rock oyster), 3737 nucleotides. RefSeq names its product tudor domain-containing protein 7-like. The transcript has 18 exons. Lineage: Eukaryota; Metazoa; Mollusca; Bivalvia; Ostreida; Ostreidae. The annotation marks the transcript as partial. The record is from RefSeq and is a predicted model, not a curated record.
UUGGUUAAAGGAAAAAACAAUGGGAUUUGGGACACCCGCCUCAAUGUAUUGUAUAAGGAGAAUUACAAUGAAGAACCCCCCGCUAAUCUUGUGUAUUACAUAGAGAACUGGCCCGAUAUAGUCAGGGUAGAGGCAUGUUCACUAACAGGUAGAAACAGACUUUACCCUGUGACUGAGGGACAAGACAAAGGGGACCACGGGGGUCCCACGACCCUCCCCAGACCAAUCAUAGCACAGGCUGGAGGGGACGCACCGCCUGUAAUAGAAUCUACUCAGCCAGCAGUCAGUCAAAAGAUCAAAGAGUUAAAAGUACCAACUGGAGAAAAUUUACCUAUUGGGGAGAAAGUGACUGUUUACAUGACCUACCUGGGAGAUGAUGGGAGUUUCUGUGUUCAGCAUGAAGACAGUGCCAUAUUUGAGAUUACAGAAAAAAUCGAUAUAGUGGCUAAUGGACCAGUUCCUGAUUUGGAGGAUUUAGAGCCGGGGAGAUUUAUUGCUGCGUUGUAUAACACAGGGACAGAGGAACUGUGGAGCAGGGCUGAAAUAAUCAGUAGGGAGGGGACAACAGUGGAUGUUGUGUUUAUUGACUACGGUAAUAGAGCCACAUGUAACCAGGAGGUCACCCGAUUUCUGACGGAGGAGCUCGCCCAGUACCCUGUACAAGUCACCUUCUGUUUCCUCUAUGGAGUAACCCCGUUAGAGGGUGAAGAGUCAUGGUCCAAAUCUUUUAAAGAGAGGUUUGCUGAGAUAGUAACAGAGCAGAAACUGACUGCCAUUACAAGAGAAAUUUUAAGUGAUGCCACUCACACUGUUGACCUCUUUCUUUCUGACGAUACGACGAGUAUUAACGACAAGCUAGUCUCCGAGGGCAUACUCAGAAAGAUAACGGAAGAGGAGCAGGCAGAAUCUCUCUGCGGAGAACCAGAGGAUCUGGAGUUACCUACAGACAAUAUGUGGGACGUGUAUGUGUCUUACAUCCUCACCGGUACCACCUCUGUCAUGAUACGACUGAUCGGGGAAAACCACUCAGACAAACUGGAGGAUCUAGAGAGGAGACUGGAGGACGCCUUCCACUCGGCGCCGGAGGAUGUAGAGAUAAAUGAGGGGCAGGUUUGUGUGGCGUAUUUAGACGAAUUGUUCCAUCGCGUCCGGGUCCUCAAGAAGGAGGAGAAAAAGUAUGAGUGUUACUAUUUGGACCAUGGUGAUGUGGAUGGAUUGAUUCCUGACCAACUACGACCCCUUGAUCCAAACAUUAACAAGAAUCUCCCCUACCAGGCCUUUGAGGUAUCAUUAAAUGGUCUAGAGGCCUAUGCAGGGAAUGUAAUUGUUCUAGAGAAAUUGUGUGAUAUGGCGCUAGGUAAAACUCUGGUGGCAGAGGUCACAGCAAGAGAUGGGAUUUUUUCUGUUGUAUUGUAUGACACAGAAGGCGACUCAGACAUAAAUAUUAAUCAAGAAAUCCUCAAAGCUGUGCAGUUGGAAGCGGAAACAUCUUUGCUAGCAGCCGCUGGAAGUAACCCUCAGUCUACAGAGUCAUCGCCCCUUCCUCAGCGUAGAAUCACUGAAUUAUCGACCCAGCCAAUCACAACCUCUGACUUAUCUACCCAGCCAAUCACAACCUCUGACUUAUCUACCCAGUCAAUCACAACCUCUGACUUAUCUACCCAGCCAAUCACAACCUCUGACUUAUCUACCCAGCCAAUCACAACCUCUGACUUAUCUACCCAGUCAAUCACAACCUCUGAUUUAUCUACCCAGCCAAUCACAAGCCCACAAUCCCUCUCUCCCACAAGACAACCACAGAACUCUGCAAAUAGUGAUGCUCAAUCAACAUCCGUACAAGUCCCCAAAGAGUCCCAGCCCACGAAGAAGAGUUCAAGAGAGGGAAAAGAAAGAGGAGGCACAGAGUCCUGGGAAUCGGAGAGUGGGGAGGGAUCCUGGGAAACAGAAGAAGAAGAGGUUGUAGAGGGAGCCGUGGCCAGGAAACCCAUGUCAGCUGGUGCCGUACCAAAACUCGCGUCAGCUGGUGCAGUACUGAAAUCCACGUCAGCUGGUGCCAUACCAAAGUCAGCUGGUGCCAUACUGAAAUCCACGCCAACUAAAACUUCACCAAAAAAAGAUGCUCACAAUGUUACAGAAAAAAGUGCAAACAGUAGCGUUACUUCACCAGUGAAAAAAUUGACAGAGGGAUUAUCUAGUCUUACUACACUAGAUUCUGUGAUAUCAGGCACUCCCCCGGGGGUGAGAGCAGAUGGUGUGCCCAAGGACCAGGGGGGACAAAAUAUAUACACAUGGAGGAGAAAUUCCUCGGAACUUUCUUGUGAGGCCUUGGAGGAUAUCAAUUCUUACAAUAAAAGACCAGUGCCAAAAACUUUCACAAUACCCCCUAAGGGGGAAUAUUGUGAUUUACAUAUUAUCAAUAUUUUUGACCCUACAAACUUUGUGUGCAUACCUUUCCAACACAUGGCUGAGUCGGAGAAAUUGCUGAAAGAAAUGAUGGAAUAUUUCAACUCCAAUCAAAGUCUAACUUUAAAGAAUUCGGACCUGAUGGAAGGACAGAUGUAUGCUGGAAAUAAAGAUGGUAUGUGGUACCGGGUAAUAAUCAAAAGCAAGAUCACGUCCAGAAACAUGGCCUCAGUAUAUCUUGUUGACUGGGGGGAGUUCACUCUCCUGAAUUUAGAGGAGAUAAAACCUCUACCUAUCUGCUUCACAAAGCUCCCACAACUAGCAUUCAAAGGAAAACUUUACGGAGUGAAGCCAGCCAAGGACUCGUACAUGUGGAGUGAAGCCGCCAAGUACAAGUUUAUCCAGAUGGCUCACGAUCGCAGCUUGGUGGCACUGAUUUGUGGGAGUGAGCAGGUGGGGGGACAAGAGGUGGUGUCCCUGAGACUGAUGGAUACCUCUGACCCAGAUAGGGAUGUCUGUCUGGACGAGGAACUGCUAGAGAUGGGGGUGGCCGAAAAAGUCAGAUAGGGAUGUCUGUCUGGAUGAGGAACUCCCUGAAGUAGGGGUGGCCAAAAAAGUCAGGUUUUCUUUAUGAUCUACGGAGUUGGUCCUUGAAUUGAGCUGUUCAAUUAUUAAAGUACAUAUUAAGCAUCUAUACAAUCAGCCAUAAACUUUGCAUUUUUACAUUCAAAUGACUUUUACACUGUGUGUAUGUUUAAAAUAUGUAUAGUCUAUCCAAAUUGCUUUAAAUUCAAUGAAAACCUGUCAAAUAGUGUUAAAACGCAGGACUUGAUGCAUUCUAGUGCCAUGUAUUUCAUAACAUCAUUUAUGUUUUAAAUUAAAGAAACAUUGAUCACAAGAAUGAUAAAUUUUAGGUUCACACACCACUUGUACUAAUGGUGUGUGUGUGUAUGUGUGCUGGAAGUUACAUUACCAUUACUUUAAUACUAUGUGCAGUGAAUGGUGAAUAUAUUUUGCCUUUUUAAACAUAACUUACUGGUUUAUCUCAGGCUUGUGAAGUGGAGUGUUUUAUUAAAGUGAAAACUGCUCCUGAAAUCAUAGCAGAUUAAAUAAUAAAUAUGUAGAUAUGUAUACAUACCUUGUAUAGCUUGAUGUUGAUAUAUAACAAAUGGAAAGUUGGCAACUACAUACAUAAUAUUAAUUCUCAUUAACAAUGCACAUGUAGUUGCUCAAAAAUUUGUUAUUUUAUGAUUUUCAUAUCGGACUUCAGCUUGCAUCAUUAAUGGCAUUUCUUUUGCAGUACUGUUAAAUAUUUGUUGAUGAAAUAAAAUGUU